Messenger RNA from Neomonachus schauinslandi (Hawaiian monk seal), 2298 nucleotides. RefSeq names its product solute carrier family 2 member 2 (gene SLC2A2). The transcript has 11 exons. Gene Ontology annotation, biological process: D-glucose transmembrane transport. Gene Ontology annotation, cellular component: membrane; brush border. NCBI's taxonomy places the organism in Eukaryota, Metazoa, Chordata, Mammalia, Carnivora, Phocidae. The record is from RefSeq and is a predicted model, not a curated record. Bases 1 to 1575 code for a protein of 524 amino acids.
AUGACAGAAGAUAAGAUCACCGGGACCUUGGUUUUCACUGUCUUCACUGCUGCACUGGGUUCCUUCCAGUUUGGAUAUGACAUUGGUGUGAUCAAUGCACCUCAAGAGGUAAUAAUAUCCCAUUAUGAAUACAUUUUGGGUAUUCCACUGAAUGACCGAAAAGCUAUCAACAACUAUACUAUCAACAGUACAAAGGAACUGCCCACAGUCCCAUACCUAGGGGAUUCAAUACCAACACCUUUGGUGGAGGAAGAAACUACAGCAUCUACUAGCCUCGUCACCAUGCUCUGGUCCUUGUCUGUGUCUAGCUUUGCAGUUGGUGGAAUGAUUGCAUCAUUCUUUGGCGGGUGGCUAGGGGAUCGGCUUGGAAGAAUCAAAGCCAUGUUGGUAGCAAACAUUCUCUCAUUAGUUGGAGCUCUCUUGAUGGGGUUUUCAAAACUGGGACCAUCUCACAUUCUUAUAAUUUCAGGAAGAAGCAUAUCAGGACUCUACUGUGGACUAAUUUCAGGCUUGGUUCCAAUGUACCUUGGUGAAAUUGCUCCAACCACACUCAGGGGUGCUCUUGGCACACUUCACCAGCUGGCCAUUGUCACGGGCAUUCUUAUUAGUCAGAUUGUUGGCCUCAACUUUAUCCUGGGCAAUCAUGAGCAGUGGCAUAUCCUGCUUGGUUUGUCUGCUGUGCGAGCCAUCAUCCAGUCUCUGCUGCUCUUCUUCUGUCCAGAAAGCCCCAGGUACCUUUACAUCAAGUUGGAUGAAGAAGUCAAAGCAAAGAAAAGCCUGAAAAGACUCAGAGGAGGUAUUGAUGUCACCAAAGACAUCAAUGAGAUGAGAAAGGAAAAAGAAGAAGCAUCCAGUGAACAGAAAGUCUCCAUAAUUCAGCUCUUCACCAACUCCAGCUACCGACAGCCUAUUCUAGUCGCACUGAUGCUGCAUGUGGCUCAGCAAUUUUCUGGAAUCAAUGGGAUCUUUUACUACUCAACUAGCAUUUUUCAGACAGCUGGAAUCAGCCAACCUGUUUAUGCAACCAUUGGAGUUGGUGCCAUCAACAUGGUUUUCACUGCUCUCUCUGUAUUCCUUGUGGAAAAGGCAGGGCGACGCUCUCUGUUUCUAAUAGGAAUGAGUGGGAUGUUUGUCUGUGCCAUCUUCAUGUCUGUGGGACUUAUAUUACUGGAUAAACUGGCGUGGAUGAGUUAUGUAAGCAUGGUAGCCAUCUUCCUCUUUGUCAGUUUCUUCGAGAUUGGGCCUGGCCCUAUCCCCUGGUUCAUGGUGGCAGAGUUCUUCAGUCAAGGACCCCGGCCUGCUGCUUUAGCAAUAGCUGCAUUUAGCAACUGGACCUGCAAUUUCAUUGUAGCUCUGUGUUUCCAGUACAUUGCGAAGUUCUGUGGACCUUAUGUGUUUUUCCUCUUUGCUGGAGUGGUCCUGGCCUUUACUCUGUUUACAUUUUUCAAAGUCCCAGAAACCAAAGGAAAGUCCUUUGAGGAAAUCGCAGCAGAAUUCCGAAAGAAGAGUAGCUCGGCCCAAGCGCCAAAAGCUGCUGUGGAAAUGGAAUUCCUUGGAGCUACAGAGACUGUGUAAAGAUAACCUGCUUUUUUGACAAAAACAGAAACAGGAAGGAAGUUGUGUGUUUUUAAUUGACGAUUCUUUGAGAAUUUUAUAUCUACGUCUUGAAGUAUUAUUUUAUUUUUUAGGGAGCUUUUAUGGGCUUUUCUCAGAAAUGUCAUCCAAAAUUACCAAAGAAAGUAUUUUUUUUAAGUUAGAGCAUCUAUUUUUGAUAGUAAGACUCUGUAAUUAAGUAAACCAAAAAGUCUAGCUCAAUUUACUACACCAAAGGGCAAGUACAUUGUAAUGUUCCUAGCUCUAUUCUUUAUAACCAGGUUCUCCUGAAAUGGAAGCAGUGUCAAUGUAUCAUGUUAUUGCUUCAGUAAGCAUGUGACUGGAAACCUGGAGCUGCAGCUCAUUUACAUAUUUGAACAUGAUUAUGUUGGCAUUUUCUUACCCACAGACCUCAUACUAAAGGAGCUUUGGCUAGUGGUAAUAAGGUCCAUGUUAAAAUUGAUAACUUUUCUAUUGCUCCCAUUCAGCUUUUUUCUUCUGUAUUAGAAUUUAUAUUUUGUUUAAAAUUUUAUUUUUUCUGUAUUUUCACGUGGAAUGGUUUAUUGAGUAUAUUAAGAUAUGUUCAUAAAAAAAAACUUUUAUUUUUGGUAGACUUACCAAAACUUUUGGUACUCAGAAAAAAAAUUAGUUCCUUUGCUUGAUAACCAAAUGAUUUUUAUAAGAUUAAACACUGAAAAGAUUUUA